AUGAUUGCAAUCGGCUGGGGAAAUCACUUGAAGACGAGCCCCCUGGUGGUUGCAGUCUUCAAGCAAGAUAACUCACAAUCAACGCCCUUCCCUGUUCCCUCCAAGAGCGACAGUCUAGCCUCCGAUGUGAACAGCGAAAAGUUUGAGAUGAAAAAGCAGUUUGACAUGGUGUUGCGAGAGCUGAAUUUGUAUUUUGAAAUCAGUUUGGGUGAUUUGGCGAGUGAGAGCAGAGCACCUUCACCUGAGCAGCUGAGAGAUAUAACUGAAGCCCUGAAGGACGACACUUCAAUCUGCAAAGAAGAACAUCUCAGCAGCCCAGAAGGAGGACGGUAUAGAGACACAUCAUCAGAGGAUGUGGAUGAAGCCGGCAGCCUGGAGAUGUGUGGAGGUGGUGCAGUGGUUUCUUGUCCCUCUGGCCCCGGAGACGGGGAGCAGGAGGUGCCCCUCGGCAGCCACCUGUGCCAGGAAACAUUCAAGCGCCCUGCAGAGGAACAGAAAGAGACCCGGGAGAUGGAGCAGGAGAAGAUAAUGUGGUCUCCGUCUUUCGUGUGUCAGCCGCUCCUGGAACAACUGAGCCACAGACAACCCGAGCAAUACAAGAGACUGGAGCCGAUGAGAACAUGCACCAGGCCCAUCCGGAUCGGACUUUCAAAGAGAGCCAAGACCAAACACCUACAUCUCCCCCACCCCUACAAGUGAGCGUUCACAAAGCAAUCAAGAUCAAUAGCAAUCACCGGGCCACAGUAGCAGAAUCAGAUGAUCGACCCGGAGACUAAAAAUACUCUGGAAUAUCUAUCGCCUAGCAUGCUGCUGAGUCCAACGCUGCACUGUGAUGCCAUGAAAGUGACCAGAACUAAACCCUGUUGAUUCUACAAACGUCCUUUCAUGGAUACU
Eleginops maclovinus (Patagonian blennie) is the source of this 894-nucleotide messenger RNA. RefSeq names its product RAD51-associated protein 2-like. The transcript is spliced from 6 exons. NCBI's taxonomy places the organism in Eukaryota, Metazoa, Chordata, Actinopteri, Perciformes, Eleginopidae. The record is from RefSeq and is a predicted model, not a curated record. Bases 1 to 699 code for a protein of 232 amino acids.